AUGUAUUUCCUGUUGAUGAUAAGUCUUCUUUUUCUGACUGUUAUUCGCGCUGGAUAUCCCCCGACCCCAACUGGCUUGACUGUGAUCAAUUCGACAUUUCUGAAAGGAGCGCAAAUAUCCUAUAAACGGGUCAAGGAUGGAAUUUGUGGCAAAAAUGGGACAAAUUCAUAUGCUGGAUAUGCCAAAUUCCCACCGAAUACGAUGCACGGAGUUGAUCAAAACUACCCGGUCAAUCUAUUCUUCUGGUAUUUUGAGUCUCAGAAUAAAUCGACGGAUGAUCCGCUCACAAUUUGGCUCAACGGAGGUCCCGGUGCAUCGUCGAUAUUUGGGUUAUUUGCAGAGAAUGGGCCUUGCCAGGUCCUUGAAGACUCCAGAACAACAAAGCCAAACGAGUACUCGUGGAAUAGAUAUUCCAAUAUGCUUUAUCUAGAUCAGCCUGUUCAGACGGGAUUUAGCUAUGAUAAUAUUACCAAUGGGGUUAUUGACUUGGAAACGUCGAAUAUUAUACCUGGCGGAAUGCCAAAUAAUACAAUAAUUGCCGGAGUCUUCUCGAGUCAGAACGAGCUCAAUACAGCCAAUACCACGGAGAAUGCUGCAAGGCAGUUUUGGUACUUCCUUCAGCUUUGGACUCUGGACUUCAACAAGUAUACCGAGAGCAGGAGAAAUUUCGACAUAUACUUAUGGACGGAGUCAUACGGUGGCAGAUAUGGCCCGACUUUCGCGAGGUAUAUUAUGGAGCAAAACUCCAAUAUUCAAUCGUUGAAGGUAAAGGGCAAAGUCCUGGUUUUGAAAGCUCUAGCAAUCAUCAAUGGUUGUAUUGAAUUACCACUCCAAUCGUUCUCAUAUCCUGCAAUUGCAUUCAAUAAUUCCUAUGGAAUUCAGAGAAUCGACGAGAAGGCGAAAAACGAGUCAGAAGGCGCUCUGAGCCAUUGCCUUGAAAAGAUUUCCGAGUGUCGACGCCUUGCUGCAACCUAUGAUCCUGAUGUCAUUGGCAACGUUGAAAAUGUGACUAGCAAAUGUUACGAGGCAAGCAAUUUCUGUGCGAAUAAUGUUGAGGGCCCUUAUGUGAACCAGAAAAAAUGGGGUUAUUAUGAUAUGUCUCACUGCUACCUUGAUCCAUUCCCACCUGAGUAUUAUGUCGGGUUUCUGGCACGUCAUGAUGUGCAGCAGGCAUUGGGAGUCCCCGUUAAUUUUACCGAGUUCUCCCCAGCAGUCGGAAACGCAUUCAACAAGUCAGGAGACUAUGCGAGAAGCGACAAGAAAGGAUAUCUGGAAGAUCUCGCUUACCUGCUAGAUUCCAAUGUCCCCGUGACAUUGGUAUAUGGCGAUCGCGAUUACGCUUGCAACUGGAUCGGCGGAGAAGUUGUUAGUCUUGCGGUCAAGUAUAAUGGCUCAGUGCAGUUCAAAAAUUCCGGCUACGCGGACAUUAUAUUGAACUCUACCGAAGAGAAUAAUUGGGGGGUUGUACGGCAGCAGGGUAUCUAUUCGUUCAUUCGUGUCUACCAGGCUGGCCACACAGUUCCUUCUUAUCAACCAGCGCUCGCGCUAGAAUUAUUUCGUCGGUCACUUUCAUACCUUGACUUUGCAACGGGGAGUGUUGAUUUGGUCACUCAUUUGAAUUACUCGACUGGUGGACCCGCGAACUCCACUCAUACUGAGAAAGACCUUCCUACACCAUCUCCAACAUGUUACUUCUGGUCCAUGGAGUCGUCAUGCGCAGACAAUCAGAUUGAGGCCAUAAGAGAAGGGAAUGCAACGUUCAGAAAGGAUUACAUCGUUGCCUUUCCCACGCCUUCUCCAGGCACAUGUCCGAUGGCCAACUAG
Messenger RNA from Paracoccidioides brasiliensis Pb18, 1824 nucleotides. RefSeq lists its product as uncharacterized. Gene Ontology annotation, cellular component: fungal-type vacuole. The coding region runs from base 1 to 1824 and encodes 607 amino acids. The transcript has 2 exons. The record is from RefSeq and is a predicted model, not a curated record. Gene Ontology annotation, biological process: proteolysis. Gene Ontology annotation, molecular function: serine-type carboxypeptidase activity.